GAAUGCAAACAGGGUUACAGCUGAAAGUAAAGAACCUGAAGCUCUUGAAAGAAAAGUCUCUGAGCAUAAAAUAAAAAGGGAAGAGAUGGUUCUGACAGAACCUGAAGAGCCAGAGGAAGAGAACAGCAACCCUGAAGAGAUGGAUCUUCCAGAAACUGAGGACUCUGUGGUGAUGGACUGUGGGAUGGACCUUGAAGUAUAUUUGUGGCAUUACAAGAACGAAGUGGAUGAAUUUUAUGAAAACCUGGAGUUCAUCAACUGCCAACAGUAUAAAAUUGAAAAGAUGAAAGAAAAGGCAGACCGCAUUAAAGAAGAAUUUGUACAGAACGCUACCAUCAUUAAAGAAAGACAACUGGGACUAAAAUCACUUCAACUCAUACUUGAGAAAAAUCUAAACAAUAAAAGCGUCGUCUCUUCGAAUAUCAAACAGAUAUCUGAGAAGUUGGCUAAAGUUUACGGGAAUAGCUACGGCCAUUUCGGCUGCUCUGAAUUUUUAUUCCUGAUGUUGAACGAAUUCGAAGAAUGGAGUUUUGACUUGGAAGAAAACACGCCAGCUGAGACACUCCACAAACAACAAAUGGAGUUUUGGAAAGACUAUUAUAAAAAUGUCAGAGUUAAGGAACAAGCUGAAUUAGAUGCACUGAAAGAGGAACGGUGGCAGAGAAGACGAGAGCAAGCUCUGGAGAGAGCUCUUGCUCCUCCAGUGAAAAUAAGCGGAAAAAAGCUGAUGCCACGCAGCCCGCCUCCAAAAAAGGUUGUAAAGAAAGUGGAAACCAAGAAACAAGAGUGAAAACCGACGAGGCGUGAUGAAAGGAGAUGGAAGGAUGAGAAGGUAAAGGUCUGGUUCCCAAAACGCAAUGCCAUCCAGCCCUCUUCCGCGAUGCCUGGCGGUGGUGCU
Molecule: messenger RNA, 898 nt
Organism: Megalobrama amblycephala (Wuchang bream)
Lineage: Eukaryota; Metazoa; Chordata; Actinopteri; Cypriniformes; Xenocyprididae
Product: cilia- and flagella-associated protein 100-like
Exons: 6
Coding region: 86-790 (234 amino acids)
Source: RefSeq, a predicted model, not a curated record